AGCGUGGACUUCCCCGUGUGUGUGCCACACACACGGGUAUCCGGUGGCAAGCCCAGAAUUAGGUCUGUGGAAGCAGAAGUGGUUGGCGAGACCACUUUCAGAAGAGAACUUCCCUUGUGGGGCUUGAGCCUUGGUCCUGUGCCUCCAGGGUCUGGACGCCACCUGGUACCCCCCAGCACCCUCUCCGGCCCCACACACCAGGAUUGAGGGACACACUCCAAAGCCAUAUCUCAGCCAGAGCCGUGACGUGGACUGCCUCAGCAGGUAGUGAGCACCCCAUCUCUGGGAGCAACCAAGCAGGGCCACCAUGGAGGAGAGUCGAUACUCAGGGUUCUCGGAGUCUCCCAGGAAGCGAUGCUGUGGCCGGGAGACACAGUUGGCGCUGAUGGGCCUGGUGACUGCCGCGCUGUGGGCUGGGCUGCUGACCCUACUGCUCUUGUGGCACUGGGACACCCUAAGGGAUAUGAAACAGCUGGAAGAGGCCGCUGCCCGGAACGUCUCUCAGGUUUCCAAGGAUCUGCAAAGAUACCAGGGUGACCAGAUGGCCCAGAAAUCCCAGGCCUCUGAGAUGUGGCAGAUGCUGCAGGAGCUUCGAUCCAACCAGAAGACAAGAACUCAGGACUCUGGGCUCUCCUGGGACCUGGACAGACUCCGAGAGGAUCUGAGCAACUUCAAGUCCCAGAGCUUGAACGAGAGGCGCACCGCCUCCGAUUUGCUGGAGCGACUGCAGGAAGAGGUGGCAAAGCUAUGGAUGGAGAUCCUGGUGUCUAACGGCUCCUCGUGCAACACGUGCCCGGAGAACUGGGUCCAUUUCCAGCGCAAGUGCUACUACUUCGGUGAGGGCUCCAAGCAGUGGAUCCACGCCCGGUACGCCUGUGACAACCUGCAAGGGCGGCUGGUCAGCAUCCACAGCCAGGAGGAGCAGGACUUUCUGGCCAAACACGUCAGCAAGAGGGGCUCCUGGAUUGGCCUUCGGGACCUGGACAUAGAGGGGGAGUUUAUCUGGGUAGACGGGAGCCGGAUGGACUACAGGAGCAUCCCCGCCCACCCAGCACGACACCUGCCUCCCACACCGGAGGGCCUGGGUUCAAGUCCACGCUCCGCUCCUGACUCCGGCUCCCUGCCAAUGCGCACCUGGGAGGCAGCAGUGACGGCUCCAGUACUGGGGUCCCUGCCAGCCACGCGGGAGACCCGGAGGGAGUUCUGGGCUUCUGACUUCAGCCUGACCCGGCCCUGGCUGUUGGGGACAUUUAGGAAGUGAACCAGCAGAUGGAAGCCUUUCAAAUACAAUAAAAUGGAAUACUUCUGUCCCCUGUGAGAGGCCCGGCUGCACCGGCUCACUUCCCUCCCCUCCUCCUCCCGCCACUGCUCAUCCUGGGGCACUUGUCUCUGCCUCUCCCUCAUCCCUGCCUGUAAACCUUCUAGAAGUUUCCUUCUGACUUGAGAAAAAAGCCAAAGCUCUACAGGACCCCUUGAAGCUGGUAGGAUCCCAGCUACCCACCCCCCACUCCAGGGUCCUCACUGUCCCUUUAACACAGACUGAGCCCACCUCGGGGCCUCUGCACGUGCCGUUCCCCAAGUCUCUGCUGCCCACGAGGCCUGUCCCGAGCACCCCUUCCCCCACCUAAAAUGACACCCCAACUCCAUGCCCCCUGCUGUACUUUCUCCCCAUGUCCUACUCCGCAAAAUA
This is a messenger RNA of Oryctolagus cuniculus (rabbit), 1690 nucleotides long. RefSeq names its product Fc epsilon receptor II (gene FCER2). Lineage: Eukaryota; Metazoa; Chordata; Mammalia; Lagomorpha; Leporidae. The record is from RefSeq and is a predicted model, not a curated record.